Cornus florida is the source of this 1055-nucleotide messenger RNA. RefSeq names its product mitochondrial ATP-independent inner membrane protease subunit 2. The transcript is spliced from 5 exons. Gene Ontology annotation, molecular function: serine-type endopeptidase activity. The record is from RefSeq and is a predicted model, not a curated record. The coding region runs from base 107 to 724 and encodes 205 amino acids. NCBI's taxonomy places the organism in Eukaryota, Viridiplantae, Streptophyta, Magnoliopsida, Cornales, Cornaceae.
UCUGAUCAGAAAACACAAAAGAAUUUAAAGGGUUUAAGAAAAAAAAGGGUAGCUGAAAAAGAAGCUCUCUCUAUACACACUGCCGGUGAUAGAUUCAUAACUCGCGAUGGUCUCUCUCUCCACAUGGUGCCGAUACAUAGCCCACAAACUCGAGUACUCCGUCUCUCACAGCUGGAAGAGCUAUAAACGAGGCCAUAUCACUGACAGAGAAGUCGGUGACGCAGUAUGGAAAAGUUUUUUUCAAGGAAAGUUGACAUACCUGCAUUGGAAUAAAGGAGAAGAGAUGGCCCCAACAAUAGCAGGGCAGGGGGGAACUCUUCUUGUCCGGAAAUUACCCGCGGCAGAUCCAACGCGUGUUUUUGUUGGAGAUGUUGUGGUCUUGAAGAACCCUGAAAACUCAGAUAGCUAUCUUGUUCGAAGAUUGGCUGCCAUUGAGGGUUAUGAAAUGGUGUCUAACGAUGAAAAAGAUGAGGCUUUUGUUCUUGAAAAGGAUCAGUGCUGGGUGUUAGCUGACAAUGGAAGUAUAAUACCCAAGGAAGCCAAUGAUAGUCGAACAUUUGGCCCUGUUUCCAUGACAGACAUAGUUGGCAGAGUCAUAUAUUGCCUGAAAACAGCCGUUGAUCAUGGUCCUGUGCAGAACAGUCAUUUCAGCAUGCGGAAGGAUUCACCUGUGUUGGAAAUUGAAUUGGAUGUUGAUGAGAUGGCAAAAAGUCACAAAACGUAGAUGGUACACGCAAAGUAAAAGCUCCGAUUCAAUUGGUCUGUGUGUGUGUGUGUUUUUCUUUCCUUGCACAUUUUCUUUGUCAGACCAUUUUUUUGGUCAAGGACAAUAAGAGUUUGGGAUCGUCCCAAUGUUCAUCCAUCAUGGAUGGCGUGGUUUAUUUAUCAUUUUCCUUCACCAGAUUUGGCCUGAUAAUUGGACUCCCUUUCCCUCCCCCUCUCUAUCUCUCUAUGUGCAGUUGGAAAAUUUGAAGCGGCCUGUAUCAGAUUUUGUGAUUAACUGUAUUUAACAUCCCUUUCGUAGUCUGAAAACUUGCAAUAAGGAGUUCAAGUAA